Zea mays is the source of this 1473-nucleotide messenger RNA. Its product is annotated as cyclin superfamily protein, putative. Gene Ontology annotation, molecular function: cyclin-dependent protein serine/threonine kinase regulator activity. The record is from RefSeq and is marked provisional. The transcript has 7 exons. The coding region runs from base 105 to 1223 and encodes 372 amino acids. Lineage: Eukaryota; Viridiplantae; Streptophyta; Magnoliopsida; Poales; Poaceae. Gene Ontology annotation, biological process: mitotic cell cycle phase transition.
CGCCUCCUCAGUGCUCCGGCGCCUAGCGACCUGCUCCUGCCCCCGCCGCCGCCGUGCACGCACAGCCGGAGCAGGAGCAGCGCUGCCCGCCUUUACCGUUGCCCAUGGAGAACUCUGCCGCCGCCGCCGCCGAACGGCCGCGCCUCACCCGCGCAGCCGCCAAGCGCUCAGCCGUCGUCACGGCUGUGGCCGUCGCCGCCAAGCGCAAGCGCGUCGCGCUCAGCCAGCUGCCCACGCUCCCCAACGCCGUGCUCGGCGCGCACGACGACGACGACGACAAGCCCGUCAGGAAGCAGCGCCUCCUCCCCGCCGCCAAGCCCAAGCCCAAGCCCAAGGCAGCGCCCGCGCCUGCCGCGCCCGCCGCCGCGGAUGACACGGAUGACGACAUUCAGCUCUGCAAGCCCUACGCUUCCGACAUCUACUCCUACCUCCGCUCCAUGGAGUCGCAGGCCAAGCGCCGCCUCGCUGUUGACUACAUCGCGGCGGUGCAGAUCGACGUCACGCCCAACAUGCGUGGCAUCCUCAUCGACUGGCUCGUCGAGGUCGCCGAGGAGUACAAGCUCGUCUCCGACACGCUCUACCUCACCGUCUCCUACAUCGACCGCUUCCUCUCUGCCAAAGUUCUCAACAGGCAGAAGCUGCAGCUCCUCGGCGUCUCCGCCAUGCUCAUCGCAUCCAAGUAUGAGGAGAUCAGCCCGCCCAACGUGGAGGAUUUCUGCUACAUCACCGAUAACACCUACACCAAGCAGGAGGUAGUUAAGAUGGAGAGUGAUAUACUGAAUGUCCUCAAGUUUGAGGUGGGCAGUCCUACCGCCAAGACGUUCCUGAGGAUGUUCAUCAGAUCUGCCCAAGAAGACAACAAGAAGUAUCCUAGCCUCCAGUUGGAGUUCCUGGGGAGCUACCUUUCUGAGCUGAGCUUGCUGGAUUAUGGCUUGAUUCGCUCCUUGCCGUCACUUGUUGCAGCCUCAGCCGUCUUUGUUGCAAGGCUGACCCUGGAUCCACACACCCAUCCCUGGAGCAAGAAGGUGCAAACGCUAACAGGCUAUAAGCCAUCUGAGUUGAAGGACUGUGUUGCUGCCAUACAUAAUUUGCAGCUCAACCGGACAUGUCAAUCCAUGGUGGCGAUCCGGGAGAAAUACAGGCAACACCGAUUCAAGGGUGUAUCAGCUUUGCUACCUCCUGUUGAGAUCCCUGCAUCAUACUUCAAUACACUGAAGGAGUAGGUGUUCCUUGAUAAUCUAGGAGAGCCAAGCACACAGCUUUCCUCAAGCAAGAUGUGCAAUGCUAAGGUUGUUAGGGUACUGAGGUUCUUGGAUGCUGCAUCUAGGCUCGGCUUGGAGCAUUCAGAGUUGAUUUGUUUGAAGUUCAAGCUCAAUAGAAAGUUCGGUGUAUCAAAUCUUGUACUUGUGUAUCAUAAUUAUACAUUACAACCAGGUGCCUUUAUUUAUUGGGGGCACAAUUCCAAAGUUUUCA